Molecule: messenger RNA, 897 nt
Organism: Pseudogymnoascus verrucosus
Lineage: Eukaryota; Fungi; Ascomycota; Leotiomycetes; Thelebolales; Thelebolaceae
Exons: 3
Coding region: 103-783 (226 amino acids)
Biological process (GO): electron transport coupled proton transport; mitochondrial respiratory chain complex I assembly; aerobic respiration
Molecular function (GO): quinone binding; NADH dehydrogenase (ubiquinone) activity; 4 iron, 4 sulfur cluster binding
Source: RefSeq, a predicted model, not a curated record
CCUCCAGUUCGCGACGUCGACCCUAAACGCCCCUCGCUUUCCAUCCCGUGCGGUCCCUCGAUUCCCUUUCCUCUGCCAAUAUACAAUAGAGGCACAGACAAGAUGCUGUCGUCCGCACGGCCUGCUGCCGCAUUGGCCCUCCGUGCCAAACCCACAUCCGCCAUUGUCCCAUACAGGUCAAUUGCCGCGAUCUCGUCCUCAGCAUCGAAGACUGCGAGUGCGCUCGCCUCACAAAAUGCGUCGGGCUUUCCCCUGGGCGUGACCGGCAAGCCGAAGCGGGAGGUGCUGUUGCCCAGCCAAGAGCCGAAGAAGGGUGCUAUGCAAUACGCAUUAACGACUCUCGAUCAAGUUGCUAACUGGGCCCGCCAAUCCUCCUUAUGGCCCAUGACCUUCGGACUCGCCUGCUGCGCCGUCGAAAUGAUGCAUCUCUCAACCCCACGAUACGAUCAGGAUCGCCUCGGUAUCAUUUUCCGUGCUUCGCCGCGUCAAUCCGAUGUCAUGAUUGUUGCCGGAACCUUGACAAACAAGAUGGCCCCCGCCUUGAGACAAGUCUACGAUCAGAUGCCCGAGCCGAGAUGGGUCAUCUCCAUGGGAAGCUGUGCCAACGGCGGUGGAUACUACCACUACAGCUACAGUGUGACGAGAGGGUGCGACCGCAUCGUUCCUGUUGAUAUUUACGUUCCGGGAUGCCCGCCCACCUCGGAGGCUUUGAUGUACGGCGUGUUCCAGCUCCAGAAGAAGAUGAGGCACACGCGCAUUACGAGGAUGUGGUACAGGAAGUAGAUGGAAAUGUUAUCUGUGGCCCUGGACGGGAAGUUUCGUUUGUAAAAACGGGUGCAUACUGUAUAUAGUACCUCACGGCGUUAGUUUCAGAAUGAAAUAUUAAAAACUUGAAGC